UUCCAGCGUGGAACGUACGCUGCUCGACCGUCCCGCGGUCAAUACUCACUGAGAUCGAUUCAACAGGUUGCCGGCGCCCGAAACCAACGCUCCCAGCUGUUUUUUCACCCGGCAUCCAGUCGGCGGCGGCACAAGUGCAUCAAGGGGGCGUGCUCCGCUCAAGUCAACCCUAUCCCUGGAAUAAGUGACGAUCGCAGACGCGCCGCUGCAUUCAGUUCACUCGACGUGGUCAUUGGGAUGUUCGUAAGUGCCUCCAUAUGGAAAUCUGCUCAGAUCCCAAAGUAAAUGUUUGAUAAAAUAAUCAAGUGGCUUGUGUGACAACUAAAUCAGAGUGCAUCCGAGAGGAUAUCGCGCGACCGGCUACGAUCCAACGGGAAUCAUCCUCGCCUUUUUGAAUUCAAAGUUGGAAAGCAUCAAGUGUGUUUUACCGUUGCCAUGGAGACUUUCGCGGUGGACAAAUCCUUCUACGAUAUCGACUCGGCUGAUGAAUUGAAGGAGUUAUGGGAGGCAGACUUAGAUCCGGCAAUGCAAGAGGUUCUCAAGAUGCAGUCGGGGGACAUGACCAUCGAGUGGACCUACAUGGACUCCAAGGACCUACCUGCUGUCGUCCUGCACGACAGACUCAUGACAGACGCCGCUUUGGGCACUAGACCCAUCAAGACGGAGCACUCGUACAGCCUGGCUUCUGACGGAGAUUCACUGCCAAAUUCGCCGAUUUCACAUCAUAAAGUUGACGACAUGGAAGACGAAUGUUUCCCAGCCAUCUCGAUGAACACAUCUUGCGUCAGAUUACAGCACGAACCCGUCACGAUAAAAGAUGAGCCCACCAGCGAGACAGACAGCCCGCAUUCGUCCUGCCCCUCAUCGCCACAGUCCAUAUACGUCAACGCCAGCGACUUACCCCUGGACGUAGAGAUGUCACCACCGCACACGUCGAUCCUGAAAUCUGCCAACAUAAUGCUCACGUCCCCGCACACAAUCAUACCAUCCAGAUUACAGAUGCCGACACAAAAAUUGAACAUCAAAAUCGAGAACGGCAGCACCUUCCACCUACCUCCCACACCUCCGUCUUGUAGCAGCAGCGAAGACAGCGAGGACAACGCCACCAUCUCGCAGCCGUCCUCACCCGCCGCCAGGAAAACUGCCGCCAGGAUGGUUUUGAACCACCACACUUCAACUAGGCAGCCCAUCAACACGCCUCUGAUUAGUAGUCAGCCGAAGGGAUCUACCGGCACCCUUGUGCUGACGGAGGAAGAGAAAAGAACUCUAAUCGCCGAAGGUUACCCAGUCCCCACCCGCCUACCACUUACAAAAGCCGAGGAGAAGUCCUUGAAGAAAAUCCGGAGGAAAAUUAAGAACAAGAUCUCGGCGCAGGAGAGCAGGAGGAAAAAGAAGGAGUACAUGGACCAGCUGGAGAGGAAGGUGGAAAUCCUCGUUUCGGAGAACAACGAUUACCGGCAGAAAAUCGAGAGCUUGGAGGACUCAAACUCCAGCCUCUUGAGCCAGCUGCAGAAACUGCAAGCGAUCGUGGCGAGAACGCACCCGCAGAUCAUCAAACAACUGAAGCAGAACAACUAAGCUUCAAGCCUUAAGACGUAACGUUGCUGACCUUUAGAAGAAGUCUCCAAACGAGUGAAUGUUCGAUAUGACACGGUUUGAAAAGUACAAAAAAGAGAUUUAUUUAAGUAAAAUUAUAUUUUUAACAAUUCUGCUGGAAUAAACGAGUCGUCUUCCAAAACUUUGAAUGCAUUCCAAGGAAAAUCAUAAAGUUAAACCAAAGUUACGAAUUAUUACGGAGCUCAAGCAUAUUUUUGUAUAGGGUAUAUAUUUAAAAGUGAAAGAGUUGAGCUUUUUUUUAACGUGUACUUAAUUAUUUUUGUAAAUAGGAUUAAUCAGGUUUGUGUGCCUUAAAUAAACACGCUAGGCUUAGUUCUCUAGUUGAUUUUAAGCACUUGUAUGUAUAUUCGUGACUAAAAGCUGACACCGGGACCACAACAUUAGCUUGGAUCACCGAUUUACAUCAAUCUUAUUUUAUCGAUUACUUAAAUUCGCUGCCUAAACACUACAGACUGACGUUUUUACUUUUUUUUUUUUUAAUUAUAAUUUCGAAAGUUUCGGAUAGGUAUAGAGAAAUUUUAUAAAAAAUAUAUUUAAAAAAAGAACGUGCAAUUGAUAAAUAAAAAAACUUUUAUUAUUAUAUUUUAUUUUAACGUACGAUUUUAAUCGAAUCCACUGGGAGGAAAAUAUGUUAGCCGCAUUUAUAUUGUAUAUAUGUGUUAUUUUAUUCAGAGUUUAAAUAUUUUUAUUAUUAUAUUGUUAUACAAUUGAAGACGUAUUAGGGAAUGUCCGUAAAAUGUUUUUUCAAACAUUCAGCUUUGAGGUUACAAUUAUAGUGUAGUCGUUUCAAGUUGGUUCGCGCGCAGGUUUAACAAAAUUAAAAAAAUAUAUUCACAAAACAAAUAAAAAAGGAUUGUAAAUAUCCUCAUUUAUACCUGGUGGCUCAUUUUAAUCGACGCACCCGAAUAUCUCUGUUUCUAAGCCGAAUAAAAAAAAAUGUUCAGACAAAGGUUAUUCAGGACAAACUUUGACCUUGGUGUCAAUUUUCAAGGUCAUUUGAAGGUCGAAGGUAUUUUUUUAAAUGGGAAACCCUAUUUUUGACGCCGGACUCGGAAAGAGCGGGAAAUUUUACGUCUAAAAUGGUAGUUUAACAAUUUUUAGAGUGACCUUGAAAAUCAAAAUCAAACCAAGGUCAAAUAUUAUAAAUUCGUCCAAAAGCUGUUUUUUCGAAUUCUUGGUGGUUUAGUAGGCUUAGGGGCCAAUGACUGACCAUUUUGACCUUAAUGUCAAACAUAAAAGUCAUUUAGAAGCAGUUUUAUUAAAUAAAAAAUUUCACGUCUGUUCUUAAUAUUACUUUUAGCGUUACCCAGAAACAACGACGUGGACGUAAUAAGAUCUGUUUCCUUAGGGGUGCUUGUCCAAGAAUUCGAAAAAAACAGCUUUUGGACGAAUUUUCAAUAUUUGACCUUUUCAAGGUCACUCUAAAAAUUGUUAAACUACCAUUCUGGACGUAAAAUUUCCCACUCCUUCCGAAUCCGCCGUCAAAAAUAGGGUUUCCCAUUGACCUUCAGAUGACCUUGAAAAUUGACACCAAGGUCAAAGUUAUUAUUGCAGUUAGGUGACCCCCUUUGUCCUGAAUAACUUUUGUCUGAAUAUUUUUUUUUUAUUCGGCUUAGCAAUGGAGAUAUCCGGAUGCGUCGAUUAAAAUGAGCCACCCGGUAUAUUCGCACUUAUACAGUCAAACUUAUGAACGAAAACAAUAGAUGGCGUUUCUUAAAAAAAAUCCCUGUCGCACUUUAGCCACACUUUAAUAACCAGAUUAUCAGUUUAUGGAUAAUACCAAUAAUCGGUCGAUUACCUUACUUGUUGUUCUUGGGCUAGGCUGAGUGGGGGCGGACCCGUUAACAGAACCCCCAGGCCUGCACUGACAUCGUUCCAGUUCUUGUUGGUUGCAAUGUUGCUCAAUCGAAACCGCUUCUCAGACAAUGGAAGGUCUCUGAGAUGUUUCAUGGUGGCAUUCAGUAAUGGGUCGCAUCGAAUACUACCAAGCAUUGGAGUAUGUCUGUAUCAUAUAUAUGCCUGACACUCACAGAACAUUAUAAUUAAGAGGGCUCUAUAGCAAAUAGGCAACCAACAAUACAUUUUUAUAGUUUGUCUAAAUAUGAAUUAAUGCACAAGU
Messenger RNA from Anoplophora glabripennis (Asian longhorned beetle), 3736 nucleotides. RefSeq names its product cyclic AMP response element-binding protein A. Gene Ontology annotation, biological process: regulation of transcription by RNA polymerase II. The record is from RefSeq and is a predicted model, not a curated record. Gene Ontology annotation, molecular function: cAMP response element binding; DNA-binding transcription factor activity, RNA polymerase II-specific. Bases 436 to 1578 code for a protein of 380 amino acids. The transcript has 6 exons. Lineage: Eukaryota; Metazoa; Arthropoda; Insecta; Coleoptera; Cerambycidae.